Phyllopteryx taeniolatus (common seadragon) is the source of this 1731-nucleotide messenger RNA. RefSeq names its product TP53 induced glycolysis regulatory phosphatase a (gene tigara). Gene Ontology annotation, cellular component: cytosol. Gene Ontology annotation, biological process: regulation of pentose-phosphate shunt; negative regulation of programmed cell death; positive regulation of DNA repair. Gene Ontology annotation, molecular function: fructose-2,6-bisphosphate 2-phosphatase activity. Lineage: Eukaryota; Metazoa; Chordata; Actinopteri; Syngnathiformes; Syngnathidae. The transcript is spliced from 6 exons. The coding region runs from base 187 to 969 and encodes 260 amino acids. The record is from RefSeq and is a predicted model, not a curated record.
AGGAAAAGAAAAAAAAAGCGCGGCUUUUACCGUAAUGGUGGCAAAACGGUCGCUCUCCAAAAUGGCCUCGCGUCCAUACUAACACCAGUAUGCUCGACGCUCGGGUUACCGGGAAGUCCAGGAGUACAUUUGUGCGCGUGUUCCUGUGAAACUCCGUCACAGGGCGUCCAAAGCAGCUCACAUUGGAUGCGGAAGGCUUGUUGCUUGGUUGACGGUCUCCAGGAAAUGAAGUCGUUAAUGUUGGGCUUGACGUUUGUUCGACAUGGAGAAACCCAGUUCAAUAAAGAGGGCCUGCUACAAGGGCAGGCCAUAGACUGUCCAUUGUCUGAGGUGGGAUUGCAGCAGGCCGAGGCUGCAGGUCGCUACCUGACGGAUGUCAAGUUCUCCAACCUAUUUGUCAGUGACAUGCUACGAGCGCGACAGACUGCUGAGACCAUUGUGAAACAUAACAGUAGCUGUGCUGGUCUACAGCUGGCGUGUGACCCUCUGCUUAAAGAGAAAAGCUUUGGGAUAGCAGAGGGCAAGCGAGUGCAAGACAUAAAAGAUAUGGCCAAAGCAGCUGGUCAGUCCCUCGCAAUCUUCACUCCACCUCAAGGAGAGACUCAAGAGCAGGUGAAGCAGCGCGUCAAAGAGUUUUGGCUCAAAAUGCUCCGACAAGUCUGGUGCGAACACAGAGGCGACAACGAGCGCUCUUCGGCACCUUACGUGGCCGGCGAAGAGGCGGACGACCUUGCCGUCCACGCCCUGGUGGUCUCCCACGGGGCCUACCUGUGCGUGACCAUGCGCUUCCUCGUGGACGAUUUACACUGCCCCGUUCCCGAGGGCUGCAGCAGAGCACGCAUGUUCUCUUUGAGUCCCAAUGCGGGCGUGAGUCGCUUUGUGCUCACCUUGACGCAAGAGGACGAGGCGUUCAAAGUGUCUCACAUUCAAUGCUUGUUUGUCAACAAGGGUGAUCAUGUUGCAACAUGAUGGAAAGCUCGGGAAAACUACUAUUUACUAUUAAAGCCACACUGAAAAGAGAAACAAUUAUGGAGAAAAUAAGUCGGGAAUUUUAACAAGUGAAUGUCAACAAAAACCCUUUGAGGUUGAGCAACCUUAAAGGGUAGAACGAACUUAACCACUGCUGUUUCGUAUGCGAACUUGAAAAAGUGUCCCUGACGAAACGCUCGCAUCUUCUCACGCAAACUCUGCAGGAUCUUUUUAUAGAUGCGUCAGUUGAUCGUCUAUUCUUAACUUGUCACACUAGUUGGGAUACUUUUGACAACAUUUAACUCCCCUAACAUUUCAACUUUUUCCCUUCAUCUUUACUUCAUUCUUGUAAUAUUUCACCUUUAUUCUCACAAUAUACAUUCACUUUUCUUUUUCCUCAUAAAUUACUUAAUUUUGUAAUGUCUUGACUUAGUUGAAAUCUUGUUGUUUUUUUUCCCCAAUUAAAUGAUGAGAAUUAUCUCCUAAAAUCCUACUUUGUUUUCAAAUCAUAGUCAUUUUUGUUUUUCUUUUCAGUGUGGCGCAGAUGAGUCAAUAAAUCCCAGCAUGCUCUAAAGUCCAGGCAAGUUCUUUUCCAUCCAACUCUCCCAAACAUGGCCUAACCAGUCUUGCUUGGUGCACACAUUUGAUUUUAUUAUUGAUCAAGAGCAAUCGACUGCAUGUCUCGAGAUGUAUCGAACGCUUACUGCAUUGUGUAUCUCAAUACUUUUGUGCACACCAAAUAAUAUUAAACUUAUGAAACCA